AUGGCUUUCUCUAUUACUGGAAGAAAUAUCCGACGUGAGGUGGACAAAUCUUUCGUGGGCAAAAAGCACAAUGCAAUUGAUGAUUGUAAACAUCAAAUCAUCUACGUGAUCAAGUGCCAUGAUGCGUUUCGAGGACCGCAAGUCUCUGCCAUUGCGCCUGUUUCUGCUGGUCCAGCAUCGGCCACAACUUCAGAUUCUUCUAGGAAGCGACCCAGGACCGUUUUAGAUGACAACCGCUCUAGAAUGGGUCUGGAAUAG
Messenger RNA from Sclerotinia sclerotiorum 1980 UF-70, 258 nucleotides. RefSeq lists its product with no specific name. The coding region runs from base 1 to 258 and encodes 85 amino acids. The transcript has a single exon. Lineage: Eukaryota; Fungi; Ascomycota; Leotiomycetes; Helotiales; Sclerotiniaceae. The record is from RefSeq and is a predicted model, not a curated record.